AUGUUGGAAUAUAAUCGUUUUAAGAAUAAUAGUGUGGUAUUAAUAAAUUAUAAAUUAUUAUUAGUUGCAAUUAUCGCAUUUUUAGCUUUAAUGUCAUCAAAUCAAAUUUGUAUGGCAGAUAUUGAAAGUGAUCACAAAGCUUGUAUCAAACAAUGUUUGAAAAAUCAUGGUUGUUCAGAUGAUAAUGGAAAACAAAGAGAUAAAAGUGAAUGUGUUAAAUAUACUUUCAAAUGCCCAAAAGAAUGUUUAAUUAAAGAUUAA
Messenger RNA from Dictyostelium discoideum AX4, 261 nucleotides. RefSeq lists its product as hypothetical. The record is from RefSeq and is a predicted model, not a curated record. The coding region runs from base 1 to 261 and encodes 86 amino acids. Lineage: Eukaryota; Evosea; Eumycetozoa; Dictyosteliales; Dictyosteliaceae. The transcript is spliced from 2 exons.